This is a messenger RNA of Rhododendron vialii, 1220 nucleotides long. Its product is annotated as protein FAR1-RELATED SEQUENCE 1. The record is from RefSeq and is a predicted model, not a curated record. The transcript has 3 exons. Bases 148 to 906 code for a protein of 252 amino acids. NCBI's taxonomy places the organism in Eukaryota, Viridiplantae, Streptophyta, Magnoliopsida, Ericales, Ericaceae.
AGUAAGUAAUUAACCCUGUAAAAAAUUGGGGGUUGAAUUUCAUCAUAAGCCUAAAGAACUUGUCUGCCCUAAAAUAUCGAUCAGAAUCAAGAAAUCCAACUUCAACAAAGCCCACCGCUCCGGCGACUAUCGGUGGCUCCGACGACGAUGGAAUCAGUGGAUUGUGAAGUUGAUGAUGAUGGCAACGAUUCUGUUGAUAUGGAAGGUAGGGUUGGUGAGGAAAAUGGAAUGGGAGGAAACUCCGUUGGAGAGGUAUUUCAUGAAAACAAGGUUGAUAAUGUGACUCAAAUUCUUUGUGGGAGAGAAUUGGUUCCAGUUGAUGAGCCCGAAGCUCUAAAUAUUUCAGCUCCAGUAGAUGAACCCUAUCUGGGCCAGGAGUUUGAAUCUGAAGCAGCAGCUCAUGCUUUUUAUAAUGCCUAUGCUACAAGAGUGGGUUUCAUCAUUCGUGUGAGCAAGCUCUCUCGAUCAAGGCGCGAUGGAACUGCGAUAGGCCGGGCACUUGUGUGUAAUAAAGAGGGUUUUCGCAUGCCUGACAAGCGUGAAAAGAUUGUACGACAAAGAGCUGAAACAAGGGUUGGUUGCAGAGCGAUGAUUUUAUUUAGGAAAGUAAGCUCCGGCAAAUGGAUUGUUACGAAGUUUGUAAAGGAGCACACUCAUCCUCUGGCUCCUGGAAAGGGUCGAAGGGACUUGAUUUGCGAUCAAUAUCCGAAUGAACAUGAUAAAAUUCGGGAGCUGUCCCAGCAGCUGGCCAUUGAGAAAAAGCGAGCAGCAUCGUAUAAGAGGCAUUUGGAAAUGAUAUUUGAGCACAUUGAAGAGCACAACGAGUCUCUCUCGAAGAAGAUACAACACAUAGUAGAUAGUGUAAAGGAGAUGGAGUCCAAAGAACAACAACAAAGUCGUAGAUAGUUGUCAACAUUAUUCAGCCUUCUUUUUUUUCCCGUGUUUGAUAGAAAACAAUAUAUCAAGGUAAAAAGCUUGCAGACUGCUGUCGGGCAAGGUGUACAUUAUAAACGAUGGUGGUGCUGAUUUUACUUUGUUGCCAACUUUGUUCUGGCUUUUGAUAGAGUGAGAUUUGAAUUCAUUGGACAUUCCUUUGAGCUCUGUGUAAUUAUGCCCUUGGUAUGAAGAUAGGUGUCAAAUUUGUACUUAUGGGAGCCCAUCCCUGCACUCAUUUUCCCAUAAAAUUGAAUCAUAUACCUGAUUUUUUUUGAUGCAAGAAA